UUAGGGUACUAAUUUUCAACCUCUUUCUCUCUCCUCAAUUUUUUAAUCCAUUUUUUCGUUGUUAAAGUAAGGACCUAACAUUACAAACAAAAGAUGAGACACCCACCAAUAAAAAAUUUGUUGUUAUUAAAAUGAAAGUGAGAUGGACCAAACACACAUCAAUGACACACACCUUCCUCUCCUUCAUACAUACACUUUGAUGAUUUUUCCACUUCUAUCUUUUCCCUCUUUCUCUUCACCUCAUUUCCUCCCUCUAAUAGUCAUGUUUGAUCCAAGAAAACAAACAGCCAAUGACAGUUGGGAGCCUCUAAAUUUUGGUUUCCAAGUAUCAAAAAAGCAUGGGAAUUGGACUAAACAUGAUGGUGGAGAAGGGAUUCAAUUUAGAGUUCAAGAAAAGGAAGAACAUGAAGAUGGUGGUGUUGAAUCUGGUGCUUCUUCACCACCCUUAUGGCAAAAUAGCCCUCCAAUAAGUCCAGUUCCUCAUAGUAUAAAUUAUCGGUCACUUUCGCCGAGUUCUAGAGCUCAAGCCAUAGCUAGAGGCCAAUGGGAACUAAUGGAAAUGGUUAAGAACAUGCCUGAAUCUUGUUAUGAGCUUUCUUUAAAGGAUCUUGUUGAGCAGCCUACUACAACCUUUCAAUCUCAAGAAAACUGCUUAAUGAAUAAGGAGAAAAACCAAGAUAGGGUGAAGAUAAAGAGGCAAGAGAGUGGCAACAUGAAUAAUAAGAAGAAGAAGAAUGAUCAAAUUAAGAAAGCCAAGAUGAUGAGAAGUAGAAGUCUUGACAAUGGAGGACUAUUUCUCAAGAUGGUUUCCCCUGUUCCAUUGAGACCAAAGAGGAAAAAGAAGAAUACAGCAAAUACAACUAAUAAAGUUUCUCCUAAACCUGAAGAGUGUGAAAACUCUUCAAAAAGUUUGGAAAAAGACUGGUGGAAGAAGAGAUUUUCUAGUUCAAGUGAGAGUGGUAGUAGAAGGACAAACAGCAGCAGAAAUAGAAGCAGUGGCAGCAAUUCAAGCAGCAGCACUAACAGCAGCAACAGGAAAAGGAAAGGAUUUUUAAGCAGUUGUUGGUCAGGGUUAUGCUUCACUAAAAGCAUAUCAAGUGAUUGGUGAUGCCACCUACACAUAAUACGUUUAAGUCUUUAUAAUAGUGUGAUGUAUAAGUUUGUGGUAGAUCACAAUAUAUAAUAUCAAUAUAUAGCUCUAACCAGAUCUUUGAGCUAUAUUUCCCCCUUGAAUUGCUCUUUCAUUUGCUUUCUUCUUGUUUUGGCAAGUAUUUAUUUGUUAGAUCAAUAUUGAAAUUUGAGAUGUCAA
This is a messenger RNA of Nicotiana attenuata, 1309 nucleotides long. RefSeq lists its product as uncharacterized. The transcript has 2 exons. Bases 143 to 1108 code for a protein of 321 amino acids. NCBI's taxonomy places the organism in Eukaryota, Viridiplantae, Streptophyta, Magnoliopsida, Solanales, Solanaceae. The record is from RefSeq and is a predicted model, not a curated record.